UUUAACAAAAUUUCACACCACACAGACAACUCGCAGGCUCUACAUACACAUAUUACAAGAAAAUAUAAACAAAAUAAAACACUUAUUAAAAAAAUAUAGAAACAAAACACGGAAAUACGCAGUCAUGAAGAGAGUCCAUGUGGACAACUACACGCCGAAGUACUACAGUGGGAAGUGGUCGUGGAACGCGGAGAAGGAUUGCCUGGAAUUCGAGCCGCACAACGAUUUGGAGGAUGCCCGGGAGCGGUAUAUCACGACCAACGGCUACAAGUUCCUGCGCACCAUCGACCAGGAGGAGGAGCUGAUCUUCCGGCAGGCAUAUGUGCGGGACACCAGCACCUACGACUCGGACACGCUGGUGAUUAACGAUGUUCGCGACCUGGUCCUCUUCCUGAUGCCCAGCGAGUUCCUGACCCACCGCUUCGUGGACUUUAUGCACCGCCCGGCAGUGCACCGCCUCAUCCACGCCCUGAUCAUCUACUUUGAGUACUUCCUGCGCAUGGUGGAGUUCGUCCUGGUGCGCCGCGACGAGCUGGCCGACCAGAUCCAGAGCGACCAGACCAUCGAGAUGAAGAAGAUCUUCUCGGUGUACCUCAGUCAGUAUCGGCUGCUGGUGGCCCGCAACUACAGUGUGAUCCUGAAGGGCGAGGGCGACAUGGCCCACUACUACCACAUGAAGGAGAUUGUCAACAUUUCGGACACGAGCCGCGACAAGGUCUUCCACGAGCAGUUCCUGGCCGUGAUGACCCAGAUCGUGUGGAUCUGCAUGCACCGGCGGGCGUACAACGUCAUCGAGAUGGAGAUGAACCGACUGUUCCGGUCCGAUCACUUUGUGAUGACCCGGCCGGAGUAUCUUAGCUUCACGCCGGCGGAGCGCAGUUUGCUCUACGGGCCGCACAACAAGAUCGUCAACUAUCGCACCCAGAUCUCGCCGCUCGUCCAGGAGCUGGAGCAUGUGGCGGAGGAGGAUAUGCCCAUCCUGUGGAUCGGGGAGCGCAAGUAUCGCGGCACCGACCGCCGCAUUGCCGAGAUGGAGCUGGAGUACAUUGUGCCCGGGCCGCAGCUGCGCAUGAUCGAUGUGGCGCACGGCAUCCUCGGACAUCCGAAGAAGCUCUACAACACCAUCCUCGACCUGGACUGGCCCACCGUGCGCUAUUCGAACUUCUCGCAGCAGUACGACCCGUACCACAUUAUCCGCCAGCCGCACCUGGACAUUCCACAGAUCGACGCCAUGAAGGUGCGCAAGAUGAGCGAACACUACGAGCACUUCUACAAGGUGUACCGCAUCUACGAGCCGCACAGCCUGCAGAUCCUGAAGAAGUGGCUCAAGCGGGACAAGCUCGUCCAGUUCUAUCGCUCCGGCGGACUGCUGCUCACCAACAUCGUCUCCCGUUGCGAGAAGGAGCUGGCCGAGAAGGUCCCGCCCACCAAGGUCGACCAGGUCAUCGCCAACUACUUCAAGGUCAAGUCCAGGCUGCGCAAGGGAACGCCCUACGAAGCGGACAACAUCAGCAUCACGUCCUCGCGCAUCGGUAGCUUCAACUCGCCGCGCCAGAAGAAAACCGGCCAGGAGUACUACUUCGAGUGAUUCCACCUCUCUUUAAAAAUUGCUUUACUGGUAUUUUCACUAGCAUUGCUUCAAAAUUGGAAUUUCGUGAAUAAAAUAAUUACGCUGAUUAUUUACAA
Drosophila elegans is the source of this 1686-nucleotide messenger RNA. RefSeq names its product protein phosphatase 1 regulatory subunit 36. The transcript has a single exon. The coding region runs from base 125 to 1588 and encodes 487 amino acids. Gene Ontology annotation, molecular function: phosphatase binding. NCBI's taxonomy places the organism in Eukaryota, Metazoa, Arthropoda, Insecta, Diptera, Drosophilidae. The record is from RefSeq and is a predicted model, not a curated record. Gene Ontology annotation, biological process: negative regulation of phosphatase activity.